Messenger RNA from Letharia lupina, 1035 nucleotides. RefSeq lists its product as uncharacterized. The transcript is spliced from 2 exons. NCBI's taxonomy places the organism in Eukaryota, Fungi, Ascomycota, Lecanoromycetes, Lecanorales, Parmeliaceae. The record is from RefSeq and is a predicted model, not a curated record. The coding region runs from base 1 to 1035 and encodes 344 amino acids.
AUGCCAAUGCCUUGGAUCUGGUCCUGCCACAAAUGCCACACUCGGUACCAUUUGGGUGCCACAAGAAGAUGCCUUCAUGACGGCCACUACUUUUGCGGCGGCACUACCGUCGACAAAAUCAGUGGCAAGGUGAAGAAGCACAGAGCUUGUGUUAGUGAAUUUGACUACAGUGGCUGGGAAGAUUUUGCUAGAUGGAAAAGAGCGACAAGUAGAAAAGGUGAAAAGGCUGGCAGGAAACACUGCGAAGACGAAUGCGACUUUCCUAGUUCAUGUCAUUGGAAAGAACAGCAUCCUGUUCAGGAGACCGGGUUUGGAUUUCUUGAUCCUAGCUGUCUCGACACGGAGCCCGACACGUCGUCAGUCGAGGGCAAACUAACAGUCCAAGAAAGCACUGGAAGUUAUAUCGGCAAAAUUAGGAGAGCAGCAGAAAAACGUACAACGAAAGUAGCCAAGGCACUUUUAUCACCAAUAGCAGAAGAGGACCAGAAAGCAUCAUCGUCUCUUGAUCCAAGGCCAAGAAUGAAUGGCCUCGGCCUCCACUUCCCAGUCAUGGACUUCUCGAGCUCCAAAAAUAGCGUCAAGGAGAUUCAUGGGCACGUGGACAAAGCAAAGAUAAAGCUUUCAAUCCCAAACAGUCGGCAGAUGUCAGGUCGGGUCGUUCACGUAUGGGAAGAUGAUGUUGACAUGACGGAUUGGAUAACACCAGAAGCCACCGAAAGUCCGCCAAUCUCUCCUUGCGCCCGGCCAGAUGCAGUUGAAGUGCCUUUCGACUUCGGGCUCGAGCAAGACCAGGGUCCUCCAGCAUCUGUGGCCGAUGAUGAUUCGCCAGUUUCACCGAUGCGAAGUGCAUGGAACUGGACGGCUGGCGGCAUUGGAGUUGCGUUGUCGCCGCCUGCUUUGCCAAUAGAGGACGAGAUUUGGGAUGAAGGGAUGGAAGAUGAGAUGGAUGAAGCAGAUAUGAUGUGGGACAGAGGGGAGACGGUGAAAGCGGAGAGCUUAAUCCUCGAUGCUUUAUUUGACCCAGUCAAGGGAUGA